AUGAAACGCUUUGAUCUCUCCACAGACGACCUCUUGCGCCUCCAGGAAGGCCAUCCCACAAAGAGGCCUCGCACGCGGUUGGAGCAGGAAGAUGUCCUUCUCGACGAACAGCAAGGGUCGACCUCAUCCGCACAUUCUUCCAACUCGGAGGACGGGUCGGACAGCUCUGAGAACGAAGAUGAACUUGAGCAAGACGUUCAGUCUGACUUGGUCGACACCACAGAAGACCGCUUCUCAUCGUCUAGAGUUGCCUUCGUCUCCAGAGCCUCCAAUGUCGCCCCGCGCGAAGCGCAAAGUUCUACAAAACCUUUGCCUUCGACGUUUGCUUCGCUCGGGAUCUCAUCUGCGCUCCUUUCCGCAUUGUCAAAAAUGUCCAUUCGUUCUCCCACGGAGAUUCAAGCAGCCUGUCUUCCACCCCUACUACAAGGCAAGUUCUCCAAUCGCACAGGGUCCGGUAAAACCAUCGCGUUUGCCCUCCCUAUCCUCCAAAGGCUUGCUGUCGACCCUUAUGGCAUCUUUGCGCUGGUGCUGACGCCCACACGUGAGCUUGCGUUCCAAAUCUCAGAACAGUUUGCCGUCCUCGGAUCUGCCCUUAAUGUGCGCACUGCUGUCGUCGUGGGCGGCAUGGACAUGAUGACACAGGCUCUCGAGCUGAACAAUCGACCGCAUGUGGUCGUCGCCACUCCUGGCCGGAUAGUCGAUCUUCUGAAGAGCACCGCAGGAGAGUGGGACCUCUCACGCGUGAAGUUUCUGGUCCUCGAUGAAGCGGAUCGGCUGCUGACACCCACAUUUGCUCCUGAGCUGUCAUUUUUAUUCGAUGCUCUCCCGAAGGAACGACAGACGUGUCUAUUUACAGCCACCUUGACUCCGGCAGUCGAGAGCGUUGCUCAAGCGCCCCCCAGACCGGGCAAGCAAAAGCCUUUCAUACACAGAAUGGUGGAAGCCGUCGAGACUGUCGAUACCCUCCAGCAACACUAUAUCCUCGUCCCGUCGCAUGUCCGCGAGUCAUAUCUGUACCACCUCCUCUGCAAUCCCCCCGAAUCCAUACUCCCCUUCCGGCGCGCACCUCCAGAGCCUACAAAGGGCUCCAAGAAGCCCCAGGCAGCCUCCAAAUCCAGAACAAAAAAGGGCAAGAGCAAGUCCGCCACAGACGACCCCGAGGCGAUCGAGCAGCCACCGCCGACGAUCAUAUUUUGCAAGCGCCCACGGACGGCCGCCUACCUGACGCACCUGCUGCAGACGCUGCACAUCCGGAGCACCGCGCUGCACUCGCGGCUGACGCAGCGGGAGCGGCUCGCGUCGCUGGGCCUCUUCCGCGCGAGCGUCGUGCCCGUGCUCGUGUCGACGGACGUCGGCGCGCGCGGGCUCGACAUCGCGGACGUCGCGCUCGUCGUGAACUGGGACAUGCCCGACGAGCCGGAGGAGUACACGCACCGCGUCGGCCGUACCGCGCGCCGUGGGCGGGGCGGUGUCGCGGUGAGCUUCGUCACGGAGCGGGACGAGGAGCGAGUGCUGCGCGUGGAGGCGCGGAUCAAGACGAAGCUGUCAGAGAUGGCGCUGCCGGAGGCAAAGGUUCUGGAGAAGUUGAAUGCCGUCUCCACAGCGAAGCGGCUGGCGAACAUGGAGCUCCACGACUCCAACUUCGGGAAGCGCGAGGAGAUCCACAAAAUCAAAAGCGCAAAGCGCAAAGUAGACGCAGUGAGCAUAUAG
Messenger RNA from Fibroporia radiculosa, 1710 nucleotides. RefSeq lists its product as uncharacterized. Bases 1 to 1710 code for a protein of 569 amino acids. NCBI's taxonomy places the organism in Eukaryota, Fungi, Basidiomycota, Agaricomycetes, Polyporales, Fibroporiaceae. The transcript has 7 exons. The record is from RefSeq and is a predicted model, not a curated record. Gene Ontology annotation, molecular function: nucleic acid binding; ATP binding; RNA helicase activity.